AUGGGCUCUGUCUCUCUCUUGCAGAACAGCUUUCUGGCUUUCCUUGUUGCAACAAGCAUCAUAGUGACACUGGGUGAUGCAUACUGCUUUUCUAAACUGAACAAGCCAGGGGAGACUGACAAAGGCUGUGUCCUGGAAGGAAAAAUCUAUCCCUUCGGAGAAAUUGCAAGGACAGAGAAUUGUUUCAGAUGCAGCUGCAGCCGAGAUGCAAUGCGUUGCUGCUCCCUCUUUCAUACUCCUAUUGGUUAUGACAAAGAGAAUUGUAAAGUUGUUUUCAACAAGGAAAGCUGUGACUAUGAUGUGGUGCAGAGGAGUGACGCCUCAAAGGAGUGUUUUGUCUAUUCUCGUGUGGGCUAA
Molecule: messenger RNA, 357 nt
Organism: Leptosomus discolor (cuckoo roller)
Lineage: Eukaryota; Metazoa; Chordata; Aves; Leptosomiformes; Leptosomidae
Product: beta-microseminoprotein
Source: RefSeq, a predicted model, not a curated record